Molecule: messenger RNA, 1781 nt
Organism: Phascolarctos cinereus (koala)
Lineage: Eukaryota; Metazoa; Chordata; Mammalia; Diprotodontia; Phascolarctidae
Gene: MPST
Product: mercaptopyruvate sulfurtransferase
Cellular component (GO): mitochondrion
Molecular function (GO): thiosulfate-cyanide sulfurtransferase activity
Source: RefSeq, a predicted model, not a curated record
UGCGGCGGCCCUGGACUGUGGCAUUCCCUUCCCUCUCUGCUCCUCCUCCCCCUUCUCCGCUCCUCUUCACUCCUCCCCCUCACUGGACCUCUGGAGAGGUGGUUGGGAGCCGUGGCCAGAGCCGCGGAUCCGCACGGCGUGAACCUGACCUGGAAAUUCUGCCUCGGCUGGAGCCUAGCUGUAUGACUUCGGUCCCCUCGCCGGCCUGCCGCCUGCCACUCCCUCUCUCUCCUCGGUUCAAUAAAGUUAGCCUGUUCAAAAAGGGACGCCCUAGUCUGGGCCCUGCCUCUGUCCCUCCCUCGCCGCUUGCCCGGCCCUUGGACCCCUCCUUCCUGCGCUCUGGGCCCAGCCCAUUAGCGUCGCCGUCGCAGGCGAAGGGGCGGAGAAGUCGUCAGCGUGGGGCGGCCCCUACUGUGUCUAGAGGGUCCCAGGAGACCUCGAGUCAGACAGAAGCUGGCCAAAAGCCAGGCAUCAUGGCUGCACGAUCCCUCUUUAGAGCUCUGGUAUCAGCCAAGUGGGUGGCUAAGUCCUUGAAGGAGUCCCAGCCCCUGAAGCUGCUGGACGCUUCAUGGUACCUGCCAAAGUUGGAACGAGACCCUCGGCAGGAGUUUGAAGAAGGUCACAUCCCUGGAGCAGCCUUCUUCGACAUCGACCUCUGCAGCGACCAGACGUCCCCCUACGACCACAUGCUGCCCAAUGCGGCAGAGUUCGCCGAGUAUGUUGGCAAGCUGGGGGUGGGGAAUGGCACCCACGUGGUGGUGUACGAUGCCAGCGACCAGGGCUCCUUCUCCGCCCCCCGACUAUGGUGGAUGUUCAGGGCCUUUGGGCACGAGACUGUCUCACUGCUGGAUGGAGGAUUAAGGAACUGGAAGCGGGAGGGCUAUCCGCUGAGCUCUGGCAGGGCCCGCCCAAUUCAAGCAGAGUUCCAGGCCACCCUAAACCCGACGUUUGUGAAGACCUAUGAAGACAUCAAAGACAACAUUGAAUCACACCAGUUGCAGGUUGUAGAUGCUCGUGUUGAAGGGCGCUUCAGGGGCAUUGAGCCAGAACCCCGGGAAGGCAUUGAACCUGGCCACAUCCCUGGCACCUUGAACAUCCCCUUCACCGACUUCCUGACUGAGGAGGGCCUGGAGAAGAGCCCUGAUGCCAUCCAAAGAUUGUUCCAAGAGAAGAAGGUGGACCUCUCAAAGCCCCUGGUGGCAACUUGUGGCUCAGGUGUUACUGCCUGCCACGUAGCCCUGGGUGCGUAUCUCUGUGGCAAGCCUGAUGUGGCCAUCUAUGAUGGAGCCUGGGUGGAGUGGUACAUGCGUGCCCGGCCUGAGGAUGUCAUCUCAGAGGGCAGAGGCAAGACCCUCUGAGGCAAGGGCAGGCAGGGGACUUCUCCGCUCUCAGGCCACCGGCCUUUACCACCCCAGGAUGGGGGAUAGCCCAACCUUACAAUUUUUCUUAAGUCUUUUUUAAAUACAGUGGCCAAAUUUAUUAAUUUUUUUAAUUCUCAGGGUAUGGCCUGGAUGGCACACCCCACCCCUCCCUUCCAGAGGCCCUUGGAAUAUUCUGAUUCCCAGACAAAUGCUAUCUGUUGAAAGUGGGGAAAGGGCAUGGAGGACACCUUUGGCAGUGGUGAAGAGAUCUGUUUGGGUUGAUUGAAAUGGAGAAUGGGAGGAAAAGAGGGGCUUGCUGAGCCCCAAAUAUAGCCCUCUGAAAUUUAGCCUGUGCUGAUCACCAGACCUACCUCCUCCUAUCUUUUACUGUCAAUAAAUAUGAAGUGUUUAAUCUUUCUA